Molecule: messenger RNA, 1581 nt
Organism: Clonostachys rhizophaga
Lineage: Eukaryota; Fungi; Ascomycota; Sordariomycetes; Hypocreales; Bionectriaceae
Source: the annotation of a GenBank genome assembly
AUGGUCGGCAUUCCCCGAAAACCGUACUGCCAGCCCUGCAAACGCAGGAGAGUAAAAUGCGAUGAAAAAUGGCCUCAAUGUUCAGCAUGCAAGCGCGCAGGGCUGGAGUGCCCAGGUCCAGACAAUCUGACGAAGUUUGUCCUCAACAACUGCCACAAAGUCACCCAAGACAAUGGAGAAUAUCCGACAUCCCUUCCCGGGGGUGGCAAAUUAUCGACGACUGUGGCUUCAUCGUCUGAUAGAAGACUGGCAUUGGCCAACAGAACCACAGCCAGCUCUGCGGGGGAGACAAGAAAUGGCCCAUCCUUUCGUUCAUUUCGAUUCUUGAAUCCCACAACUCAGUCCUCCUUGAUGACUAUAAGUGAUAAGCUCUCAUUUCGCUUGGUCUCCUUAAUGGGGCCAAAUAAUGAGGAACCCAUGAAGAUUAGAUUAAAAAUCUUUAGUCAAAUUCCUCGUCGUUUAAGUUCAAGCAUCUGUCUUCAAGAUGCAGUUGCAUACUGGUGCAGUUCUUGGGUCGAUUACCAAAGAGGGUUGAAGCAGAUGAGCCCUACCACGUGGCAGAAUCACGGAAGGCUGCUCCGCAGUCUCCAAAAGGCAAUCCAGGGACCAGAAGCAUUGAGUGUUGAAACCUUGGCCGCGGCGACAAUUUUAUACCAGACCGGAGAGCUAUUGAGCUACGAACAGCACAAACCAAGCAAAAGGCCUCAAGCUCGUGGUAUUACGACCUUGACUCGAGAAAGAGGGUUGCCAAACCCCGACGAUCCGCUAGAUGCUAUGCUGGCAUUUGAGAACCGAACCAUUGUUGAAAGUUUGGCUCUCUGGUUUCCAAAAGAUACAGAGUUCUACUUCACCGAUACCUACAAACAGAACAUGCAAAGGGUGGUGGAAAGCGUUCUAGGGGAGCAACCUGAAUUGGGACAGCUGACCGCUAAAUGCGCCUCGCGUUUCAUAGAGUGGGUAAAGAAUCUGCGACAAAUCAAAUUGAGUGCAGAUUCUUGCAACAAAAUGGCCAGGGCAAUGAAAGAAGAACUAUACGAGUGUCUUUCUGCCUUGGAGGCAAGUUUUCCGGACUACUGGACAGGUAUACAGGAAGAAUACGGCAACUUUACAGAAAUCGCCGACCACGAAUUUUUCCUCGGAAAGAGAUAUCAUGUUGAAAACAGUUUGUCAUUUCACUGCUUAACGGACGCGUUUAUGUGUCAAAUAUUGAUAGCUCGGAUGAUCGCCAUGCUCCUGAGGACGUACAAUGAGCCGCUGGAUAUAGGACUGGAAACGAGGUACAGGCAACUCUGCGUUCAGUAUUGGAUGUUCAUCCCCUUCUUGAAAACGGAAGACCCAAUUAAACUCAAUGUCAUGCCCGUUAUCUUCGGUCUAACACUGGAAGCUGCCACGAGCGAGGAGAUAAGUCACGUUAUUGAUAUUAUCCAAUACAUUGACGGGUUCCGGCAUGAGUUGGGGCAAACCAAGGAGCAAGUGGCUAACGAGGUGAUAAGACGGGCCAAACUCACAGCAAAUUUUGAUGAUGAGAGCGAGAAGGAAUUGGUACAAAAGUGCUCUGCGGCUUUUUCAGGAGACACAUAA